GUGUUGUAGUGACUUGCUGCAAUGGGAUGUCUCAGUUUUGGUACAUGUUUAUUUCUCUGCUCUCUUGUAAUUAAAGGUUCCAGUUCAAAACAAAUAUUUAUACAGACCAACCACAAUCUUGAGUUGCAUGUCUCAAAUAGUCAAAUACAAACUGGUGCAUUUUUUUGGAAAUUCAAUACCAGCAAAAAUAUAAUAACAAUGUAUCCAGAUAAGUCCAAAUACACAGGUUCUGAAUACAAGGACAGAGUGGAGUUCUUGCCUCAAAAUCUGUCUCUGAUACUGAAAAAUCUCCAGCUCAACGACACUGGGUGCUACACAGCUGUGGCAUCUAAAGAUAAGGAUAGCAUACUCGAUACAUUUUUCAUCACAGUUGAAGCCCCAGUGACUAAAGUAAACCUCAGCCUGGACUCUGUGUCCAACAGCUCAGAGUGUAACUUCACUGUGAGCUGCACAACUGAGGUCUACAACAUCAGCCGCUCUUUCACCUGUGACACGCAAAGCUGUGAGCCCCACCCACAAACACCUGGACCCACUGAGCAGCCCCACCCACAAACACCUGGACCCACCUUUCUAGACCUGAAAAGGUCCAAGGAUUCAAUCAUCUGUAACCAUAGCAACCAUGUCAGCUGGACCAUUGUCACCAGGAACUAUCGAGAGUUGUGUCCAAAAGGACACCAGACUGUUGCGUUAUCCACACCCUGGACUGUUGUUCUUGUGUUUGCUUGUGUUUUCUUUUUGGUCUUUGCUGUAGUCUGUGUGCGUAAAAGACAACGGCAGAAUAGAGUGACCAUUCCACAGGCUUCCUCUACGCAGCCUCUUCAGGACAGAGUUUUGGAGGAGGCUCCAUCCUCCAUGUACAGUCUUGUGGGAUCCCACACUGCCACGGCUCCUGCCACGGCUCCUGCCACGGCUCCUGCCACGGCUCCUGCCACGGCUCCUGCCACGGCUCCUGCCACGGCUCCUGCCACGGCUCCUGCCACGGCUCCUGCCACGGCUCCAGACCAGAAGCCCGAGAGCCUGUAUGCCACAGUGGACAAGCCCCCUCGACACCAGCACUAGCAUACACCCUGAUUGUGAAGCGUUAGUAUGAAUCCAUUUUCCUGGGUGUGGGUGGAGGAAGUAGAGGCCUGAUCAGGGAUACUCAGACUUUGGUACUACUUUAUUAAUAACUAUAGCUUAAUUAACCUUAAUAA
Periophthalmus magnuspinnatus is the source of this 1193-nucleotide messenger RNA. RefSeq lists its product as uncharacterized. NCBI's taxonomy places the organism in Eukaryota, Metazoa, Chordata, Actinopteri, Gobiiformes, Gobiidae. The record is from RefSeq and is a predicted model, not a curated record. The transcript has 6 exons. Bases 22 to 1059 code for a protein of 345 amino acids.